AUGAAACCUGUUCUACGGCAUAUUGCCCAGGGAAAACAUACUGGCUCACAUCGACUGAAAACUAUAAUUAGUAUUAUUUGCAAUUUUGCAAUCAGUUUUACUUCCGUUUAUUUCUAUUUCCCAAGAAAAUUUUUGUUACACACUUUUUCUUGGUUUUACUUUGUCUUCGGUUUAGACUACGGUUACAAGCUAUUCGAAAAAAUUCAAUUGGAUAAGCUCAAUAAAAGAUUAAAAUCCAGUUCCACAGAUAAAUUAUCAAUGAAGGAGCCAGAUUUGAGACUUUUCAUUGACCUACUGCAAAAAUCUUGGUUGAUCUUCCCCUUUUGCUUCUCAUUCCUCUGGAAAUUUUAUAUUACAGAGCCUGAAAGAGUUCAUGGUUUACCAAUGAAGCUUUUUUCUUUGAUGAACCAGCAGUUUAAUCUAGCAACGGGUAGCAGUGACUUCAUUAGCGAGCUUCGUUCUCUGUUUUACAAUAACCACAGAUUUGAUCCCCAAUUCAGCGGUAUAUUAUUAAAGGCUCUCCCUUCUUGCUUCAUCACAUUAAUGAAGAUGAUAAUUCCAGUUAUAUUUGCUAAGAAUAUUCUCAAAUACUUAAAAGGUGGCCAUAAAUUUGAACUUGAAAUAAAGAGCAUCUUGGACUUGUUCAUGGCUACAAUUAGGGAGUCACUAAAAUUGACUUUAUUUUUGGCAGGAGUACCCUUUUCAAGUUUCGUUUUAACUACCAUUUUGGCACCACUAAUGGCAGCCGAUAAAAGAAGCCUUCAAAUCAUAGGGUUUAUAAGUGGCUCUUUAGCUAUAAUUUACAAAGGGAAAAAAAGGACCGACUUUGAUCCUGACAGCUUAGUAUGCUUUACAAACAGGGAAGCCUGGCUUAACAUACUUCGAGAAGUUACUAUAGCAGCAACUUCUCCAUGUCUCUUACAGAGCUCCAAUAUGGAGCUCCUAGAUAGACUCUCAUUCGCUGCAGGACUAACUACCAUAUUGUCUAUUUAUGACUAUCAAGCAAUUCUAAAUAAUCCAGCACGAUCAGUAUUGAAAGACGCUAAAUUUCUUUCAUUUUUGAGCAGACUGGUAGAUGAAUCUAACAUGUUUCUGUUCGAAUGA
Priceomyces carsonii is the source of this 1104-nucleotide messenger RNA. RefSeq lists its product as uncharacterized. The transcript has a single exon. The record is from RefSeq and is a predicted model, not a curated record. The coding region runs from base 1 to 1104 and encodes 367 amino acids. NCBI's taxonomy places the organism in Eukaryota, Fungi, Ascomycota, Pichiomycetes, Serinales, Debaryomycetaceae.